Messenger RNA from Aricia agestis (brown argus), 1067 nucleotides. It is a transcript of the gene Cpsf5, whose product is annotated as cleavage and polyadenylation specificity factor subunit 5. The coding region runs from base 127 to 804 and encodes 225 amino acids. The record is from RefSeq and is a predicted model, not a curated record. Gene Ontology annotation, molecular function: mRNA binding. The transcript is spliced from 4 exons. Gene Ontology annotation, cellular component: mRNA cleavage factor complex. Lineage: Eukaryota; Metazoa; Arthropoda; Insecta; Lepidoptera; Lycaenidae.
UUUUUAAUUGAAAUAAAUAAUUCUAUUCUCAGAGUGUUUUGCCAUUAGAUAGUUAAAAUAUCGUGAUAUAAUUUGUGCUCCUGUGUGUUACUUUUGUAGUACUACUUCGUUUAAAGUAGAUAGAAAAUGGCGACAAUACAAGGAGCAUCGGUCAAACAAUGGCCAGUGCGGCCCGGCUUACAACAUCAAAACAGCCAAAGCAACCCGAGUAUUACGUUAAAUAGAACAAUAAACCUAUAUCCACUGACGAAUUACACAUUCGGCACGAAGGAGCCGCUAUUCGAGAAGGAUGCGUCUGUGCCGGCGAGGUUCCAGAGAAUGCGUGAGGAGUUCGCCAAGAUUGGAAUGAGAAGGUCAGUGGAAGGUGUACUACUGGUACAUGAGCACGGUCUACCUCAUGUGCUGCUGCUGCAGCUCGGCACAGCAUUCUUCAAGUUACCUGGUGGAGAACUGAAUCCGGGAGAGGACGAAAUUGAGGGACUCAAAAGGCUAUUGACAGAAACUCUGGGCAGGCAAGAUGGAGUGAAACAGGAGUGGCUUAUUGAAGACACUAUUGGCAAUUGGUGGAGACCCAACUUUGAACCGCCUCAGUACCCAUACAUACCUCCGCACAUAACCAAACCAAAAGAGCACAAGCGUUUAUUCCUCGUCCAGUUACAGGACAGGGCCUUGUUUGCAGUGCCCAAAAAUUACAAGCUUGUUGCCGCACCACUGUUUGAGUUGUACGACAAUGCACAGGGAUACGGACCUAUAAUCUCAUCUCUCUCACAGAGCCUGUGCAGAUUCAACUUUGUGUACAUGUAAGAGUGGGAAAAUUGACAAUAUUUGACAUUCGAGACCCACACAUUGGCGCGAUUGGCGCUUAAUCUUUCCUUGUAAUAUUAUUUUCAAAUUGACCAAUAUCUCAAGAUAUAUUUUUGUUCAGCAGCACUUUUAUUGUGUGGUUGGUAAUAAAAACAGUUAAAUCUGAAACUACUGUUUUGUAGUUGUGGUAACAGACACCCAUAAUUUUCAAAAAUGUGUGAAGAAUUUUGUAUUAGUGUUAUAUUGCGUACAUUAAUUGUAAA